AUCUACCCGGCCCGGUCUAUUAAAGCUUGCAUAUAUAUACGUCUCUUUUAGCCGCCUGCUACUCUUGUUAGGGUUUUGUUCACUCUCUGUGCUUGUUGCGGUAAUCCGUAGAAACCUGUUAGAGCGUUUCUUGGAAUCAUCCAAUCAUGAGUAAGCUUCAGAGUGAGACAUUGAGAGAGGCUAUCUCUACUAUUAUGGCUGCUUCUGUGGAGAAGAAGCGUAACUUCACUGAGACAAUUGAGCUCCAGAUUGGACUGAAGAACUAUGAUCCUCAAAAGGAUAAGCGUUUCAGUGGCUCUGUGAAGUUGCCUCACAUCCCCUCCCCUCGCCCUCAAUGGCAUUUGCAUGCUGGAGAUGCUCGAUGUGUGAUUGGUUAAUUUUUGUGUGGGCAGGCUGAGGCAAUAGGACUACAAUGGAUGGAUGUGGAAGCAUUGAAGAAGCUAAACAAGAACAAAAAAUUGGUUAAGAAACUUGCCAAGCAGUACCAUGCCUUCUUGGCUUCAGAAUCUGUCAUCAAGCAGAUUCCUCGUCUUCUGGGCCCUGGUCUGAACAAGGCAGGUAAAUUUCCUACCCUUGUGACCCAUCAGGAGUCCCUAGAGUCUAAAGUGAAUGAAACAAAGGCAACAGUGAAAUUCCAAUUAAAGAAAGUGCUCUGCAUGGGAGUUGCUGUUGGCAACUGUGCUAUGGAGGAGAAGCAAGUCUUCCAAAAUGUGCAAAUGAGCGUCAAUUUUCUUGUUUCCUUGUUGAAGAAGAACUGGCAAAAUGUGAAGUGCCUAAACGUCAAGACUACAAUGGGUAACCCAGUUCGCAUCUUUUAAGGAGCAGCUUAUUUGGAGUUUUGAGAUUUUUACGAGAUGUAGCAUUCCAGUUACCUGUAGAAGUGUCUUACUUUAAAGAUCACAUUUUCUUCUUGGAUUGUUGUUAUUUUUGUUUUGUUGGAAUUGCUAGUAAAAUUGAAAUGCUUGAUUAUAGUUUUUUAUUAGAGAGAUGAGAACUUCGUUUCCUGUGCUUGCAGUAGAUUUUUAAUGCUAUCAGUUAUGUCAUUAUGUGAUGA
Molecule: messenger RNA, 1054 nt
Organism: Jatropha curcas
Lineage: Eukaryota; Viridiplantae; Streptophyta; Magnoliopsida; Malpighiales; Euphorbiaceae
Source: RefSeq, a predicted model, not a curated record